Molecule: messenger RNA, 957 nt
Organism: Contarinia nasturtii (swede midge)
Lineage: Eukaryota; Metazoa; Arthropoda; Insecta; Diptera; Cecidomyiidae
Exons: 4
Coding region: 83-844 (253 amino acids)
Source: RefSeq, a predicted model, not a curated record
AUGGAAAUUCAUUAGUUAGCUUUGCCUAUUCACUUGAAUUAAUAAAAAAAAAUUAAACAGCGAAAUAAAGAACGUAAUAAUAAUGUUGAAUCGAAAAUGUAUAAUUUUGGUACUAGUUGGAGUACUUUUUUCGGAAAUGAGCAAGGCCGAAUGGAAACGUCCAACGAAAAUAGGAAAAGAGUGGCUUAAAUCGCACGACACCAAUGUUAAAUAUUCAAUCAAAGAUAUCCCACCGAAUGAUUAUAAAAUGGCAGCAGAGUUAAUGGCCAAAUCUUAUAUGACCGGAGAACCUCUGUAUUCCAUGUUUCAUGUUGCGUCCGAUCCAAAUAGCGUAAAAUUUCUUGAAAAACAAUUGCUGGCCAUCCUGAAGCAGAAGAUAUCUAUUGCAGCCUAUGAAUUGGGAACAAAUAAGAUGAUUGGCUUGAAUUUACUUUAUGUAGUUCAACAAAAUGAUGCACCAACUGAUGCAACAAAACAUAUAAAGAGCGGAAAUCUUAAAAAGACUCAAGAAGUACUUGGCUUGGUGGAACCUACUGAUGUGUUUGGUAUAUUGGGGGCCAAUAAAUACUUGAAAUGCUCUGGAAUGUGGGUGGACUCCGACUAUUUUGGCAAUAAAAUUGGCGACAAUCUUAUCUUGAGCAGAAAAGAUAUGUUCACCGAAUAUCAGUUAACCGUCACCACAGGCAUUUAUUCAACAACCUUUUCGAAUCAAUUCGCCGAUGCAUUGAACUUUUACACACACAAAUCAAUACCGUAUGACUCAAUCAUAGGAACUUAUACGGAAUUGCAAGGUAUUAACGGCACGGUAUUGACUUUCAAGUCAAAUAAUUUUCAAAAUGCAUGAAUACAUUUCUAAAUGCAUGAAAUGAAUGCAACCACAACAAAUGUUGAAUGAUAAAAAGAAUAUCCAACUUUAAUGUCGAUUCAAUUAAAAUAUAAAAAAAAUCGAACGAAAAA